AUGAGACCGACAGCAUGGCUCGCCGAAAGCAAAGCCAUUGCGAGCAUGGCGCUUUCCCAACGAUCAGUUCGCGCACUGGACCGUCUCCGCACAUAUACGCCCCCGCCGACGCAAUGGUACAAUUGCCCCCUUACUAGACGCGCCGCCGUCCUCAUAUUGCUCUUUCCAGACCGGCAUGGAGAGCUCAAGGUGGUCCUUACGAUGCGGAGCGCGCAGUUGCGCAACUACGCAGGACAAGCUGCGCUGCCUGGAGGCAAAGCUGACACGCUCGACGAAUCUCCAUGGGACGUCGCGCGUCGCGAAGCGGAUGAAGAGAUUGGUCUUCCUAUGAAUGAAGAGAAACUUCGCGGUUUUACUGUGGAACACCUUUGCGAACUGCCCGCAAAUCUGGCGAAGACUGAACUUGGUGUGCGGCCCUGCGUCGCGUUCCUAAGCCCGACCCAGGCUUCAUCGAACAAAUCUGCUUCCUCGGAAGCUAGUAACCUCUCUGUUGAAGAGAAGCUCAUGCCGCGCCUCGACCCUAGAGAAGUCGCUGCCGUUUUCACUGCGCCUUUUCACAACUUCUUGCGCAAGGAGUGGGAGGGUGAAGGCCCACCACCGGUCCAGAAAGACGGCAGGCCCGAGAAGUGGUAUCGAGGUUCUUGGACAAAUUGGCACGAAUCACGCUGGCGAAUGCACAACUUCUACAUGCCACGGCCUCCUCCUUCCCCCACCCUCCUACGUAAACCCUCGCGAUCCUCUCCGCGAUCCUCGCCAGAGGUUUUGCCGCAACAAAAGCUGCCAGAUGGAGAUGAUCCGAGACCGGAACCUAGCGCGAUCGACACCCUGACGACGUUUCGAGUCUUUGGUAUGACAGCUAGAAUACUAGUUGACGCGGCCAGAGUAGCAUAUGGCGAAGAGCCAGAGUUUGAGCACAACAGUCAUCACGGAGAUGAAGAGAUGAUAGGAAGGUUGUUGAAGAUGGGUAGACUUAGUGAAGUGAGAAAGAAAGGCGAAGUACUGACCCGUGAAGUGCUCCGAGAGGCUAGUAAGAUGUAG
This is a messenger RNA of Alternaria atra, 1038 nucleotides long. RefSeq lists its product as uncharacterized. Lineage: Eukaryota; Fungi; Ascomycota; Dothideomycetes; Pleosporales; Pleosporaceae. Gene Ontology annotation, biological process: coenzyme A catabolic process. The record is from RefSeq and is a predicted model, not a curated record. Gene Ontology annotation, molecular function: acetyl-CoA hydrolase activity; coenzyme A diphosphatase activity. The transcript has 3 exons. Bases 1 to 1038 code for a protein of 345 amino acids.